Messenger RNA from Pyrgilauda ruficollis (rufous-necked snowfinch), 558 nucleotides. RefSeq names its product very long-chain specific acyl-CoA dehydrogenase, mitochondrial-like. Gene Ontology annotation, molecular function: flavin adenine dinucleotide binding; very-long-chain fatty acyl-CoA dehydrogenase activity; fatty-acyl-CoA binding. Lineage: Eukaryota; Metazoa; Chordata; Aves; Passeriformes; Passeridae. The record is from RefSeq and is a predicted model, not a curated record. The annotation marks the transcript as partial. The transcript is spliced from 5 exons.
CCCCCCCCAGGAAUCCAAAUCCUUCGCUGUGGGGAUGUUUUUGGGGCGCCUGAACGCCGAGCAGGUGUUCCCCUACCCCUCAGUCCUGACCGAGGAACAGGAACAAACCCUGCAGGAGCUCGUGGGUCCCCUCACCCGCUUCUUUGAGGAAGUGAACAACCCGGCCAAAAACGACGCCCUGGAGAAGGUGGAGGACGAGACCAUGAAAGGGUUAAAGGAGCUGGGGACCUUCGGGCUCCAGGUGCCCCCCGAAUUUGGGGGGCUGGGGCUCAACAACACCCAGUACGCGCGGCUGGUGCAGAUCGUGGGCCAGCACGACCUGGGCGUGGGGAUCACGCUGGGAGCCCACCAGUCCAUCGGCUUCAAGGGGCUGCUGCUCUACGGGACCCCUCAGCAGAAGGAGAAGUACCUGCCCCGCCUGGCCACAGGUGAGUGGGUGGCAGCUUUCUGCCUGACGGAGCCGGGCAGCGGCUCGGACGCCGCCUCCAUCCGCACGCGCGCCACGCCCAGCCCCUGCGGAACCUUCUGGACCCUGGAGGGGGAGAAGAUCUGGAUCAG